Molecule: messenger RNA, 2287 nt
Organism: Parasteatoda tepidariorum (common house spider)
Lineage: Eukaryota; Metazoa; Arthropoda; Arachnida; Araneae; Theridiidae
Biological process (GO): DNA replication
Molecular function (GO): nucleotide binding; DNA-directed DNA polymerase activity; DNA binding
Source: RefSeq, a predicted model, not a curated record
AAAUCUUUUAAACUCACACAAUGUAGUAGACUUAUGUCGAAGUGAUGGAAUUGCGAUAUCGGAUAACGUCUCUUUUUCCAUUUGCAACGAUACCUUCGAUUUAAAGUAUAAUGGUCAAAGAAAAAUAAGCAUUAUGUCCGCGUUUCAGAUAAUGAACGAGACAGAAAGAGUAGAAAAUGAGGGACGACGAAACAUAUCAGAAGAUGGUAAGUAACGUUGAGUGUAAAAAGGGAGGAUAAGAAAUUAUCGUUAAAGGAAAGAAUGGACAUUUUAACAUUUUUUCGUGAGAUUGAAAAGAAUCUCCCCACUGAAAGUAAAUCCUAGAGGUAUUUUGUGAUAAAAAAAAAAGAAAAAUAAGGAAAAAAAACUUUUAAUGUAUCAGUGAGAAUAUCUCAAACAUUUUAAAAGUAUAGUGGGUUUUUAUAUUUUAUCUAACGACAAUGAGACUUAAAACAUCUCUUUCGGAGUCAACACAAAGAAAGAGAAAUUACUAGCUUUGGAAUAUCGAUGAUGAGUUGAUAUUUUUUACGAGGGGAAUAGUUUUCAAUUUAUCUGAAAAUAGUGUUUACAAGUGUCUGCUGCAAGUGGAGCCGACCCCCCUUUUUCUAUAUCUCGUCUUUUGUUUUGAAUGCGAACUUCGAUGAUUAUUUUCUCUAUAUAAGAGGUUUGCUUUAUCGAAGAAAAGUAUCAGUUCUUACCGGACUAUUCUCCCGUCCACAUCUGGACCAUGGAUAUUUCUAUGAUAGACGAAGAAGCUGAUGAAGCGAUUCGAGCAGUUCCCGAAGAAGUACUACAAAAUUUAGACGAUGGCAGUGGAAGAGCAAGGAAGAAGAGAUCCAACAGUCGUGAAUGCUCACCCAUGAGGGGAUAUGGAAGAAAGAAAGUGAGAAAAAUAUCCACUGACGAUGAGAUGGAUGAUCCCACCGAAGUCAUCGAGGAUGCGAUGGACGAUCCUGCUGCUGAUGAGUUAAUCAGAAACUUUUUAGAUGAUCCGAGCAGAAUGGAAUAUAAUACCACUGACCCGGGACCCAGCACAUCUAACGUCACCCAGAGAUUGACAGCAGAACAUCCCCACGAAAGACAGGCGAUAGAUGGAGGAUUCCGGAGCCACACCCUCUUCACCAGUAAGAAUAAUGACUUACUUUUAUUCUUAGAGGAUUUAAAGUGCGAACUUUUCAGUACGUUACGAAAAUACAUCGCAUUGUCGCCAAUCAAAUGGUAUCUUUGUGUAAAAGCACUCUUCUCGAGAACUGGGCAGGGAGGUGAGCGAGAAUUAGCCACCUCAUUCUUCAGGAGUUGUAAUGAAAUUUCUUUAAACAGUGACACUUUAGAAGAACAGGUGAAUUGUGCUUAUUCAAAAAUAAUUUCUUCUUUUGAUGAAUUCAUUGAUAGGGGAAGUGGGUGGGUGUUAGAGGAGGUAAAUUAUUUGGAAAUUAACACUGCGCAUUAUGUUCCUUUAAAUGGUUCAUCCUUUAUCCCUCUCCCCUCUGAAAUUGCUAAGAGAAGAGCCGUUUUAAAUAUUCGAAAUUAUGAUGAGAAAUGCUUUUUAUGGUCAGUUUUGGCAAACCUCCACCCUUGCCCCGAUAGAAAACAAGCUACCCGCGUUACUAAAUAUUUAGAAUUUGAAAAUGAAUUAAAUGUGGCAGGAAUUUCUUUUCCAAUGAAAUUAACUCAAAUUUCCAAAUUUGAAAAAUUGAAUAAUCUAUCAAUCAAUGUUUUUGGACAUGAAAAGGGAGAUAUUUUCCCAUUGCAUCUCUCAACAAAUAGAACUGGUGUUAACCAUUCCAAUCUUUUACUGAUAUCUGAGGGAGAAACACGUCAUUUUUGUCUAAUUAAAAAUAUGAGCAGAUUAUUAACAUAUUUAACCUCACAUAAGGGCACUGCCUUUUAUUGCGAUUAUUGUCUUCACAGAUUUUCUUCUCAAAAAAUGCUUGACGAUCAUGUAAAUUAUUGUAAAAAUCACAAAAUGCAAAAAAUAGAUAUGCCUACCGCAGGUGAAAAUAUUUUAAAAUUUAAAUCUACUCAUAUGAUGCAUAAAAUUCCCUACGUUAUAUACGCGGAUUUUGAAUGCAUACUUGUUGAUGAUUCAACGAAUAUAGGCUCUCACACCGAAGUAAAUGCACGCCAUGUCCCCUGCGGAUAUUCUUAUGUUAUAAUUGAUAGCGCAGGGAAAUGUCUUAAGCCUCCAGUUGUGUAUAACGGAGAAAAUGCAGCUGAACGUUUUAUUCACUCUUUAUUAGGUGAAGAAAAAAUGAUUUUAGAUUUGCUUUCUUGUGUUGGGCACAAC